AUGGAUGGUUUUAUGAAAGAAAGCCUAUUAAAAUGGAUUUCACUAAUAACUGAGAGGAAUGUUAGCCUUGUGGAUGGCGAAAUCCUCAACAAUCUAAUAGACCUUUCGGGUGCUUUUCCAGCAGUUGCUACCUCAGAAUGUCUCAAGGAUCGGAUCGGUUUGUUUUUGGAUGCAACUUUUCAUCCUGGAGUUUCUAAUCUGUUUGACAUCGAAGGUGUGAUUUCUGGAAAGGCUAACGAUGUGGAAUUGUUUGGGUUAUGCCUGACCGUUUUAUUGGGAUGUCUUCAAUGUCCCUCCAAACAGUCAUUCAUGGAUCCUGCUUUGGAUUUGAGUUUGGAUAUGCAAACUGCCAUAUUUCAUUUGAUUCAAGUGCCUAUGACCCAGUUAUCCCUCCAUCAUGAGUUCACUCGGGAUAUGGUCACAAGCAGAAUUCUUGAUUCAUCACAUCUUAUCUACACUGAUAACUUGCCACCUCGUCAUCAAACCAUUACUUGUAAAAUAGAAGAAGAAAUCUCAGAACCAUCAUCUAAGCCACUAUCUUCAACAGACAUGUGUAACGGACAAAAAGUGAUUUGUACUGACAAUAGAAAUUAUGGUCUUUCGGUGAACACAUUCGGAUUUGAAUUCACUCGCCCUAAUUCGCCUACAGAAUAUGCUAAUGGACAUACAAACAAACUAAAAAAUGGUCUUGAUCACAGACCCAAUAAUCUUUCAUUGUGUAACACUCCUGAUCGAAGUCUGUGUAUUGCAUCCAGAUUGAAUUUAACUGAUAAUUCGGAACAUAACACGAAUCAUACUCAUCAUGCACCUCCACCUCUAGCCUCGCCUCUCACAUCCCUAAAGUGUCUCCUAGAUUCUCCAUCAUUGACACACAAGACACAAUUUCGAGAAUCAGAACGUGAAAAGCGUCGUUUAGCAGUGGAACUUGAAAAGGAACGAGCUUGUAGAGAUGAGGCGGAGAGUUUAGUUUCUGGAUUACGAAAACAGCUUGAAGAAGCCGCUGUUCGAGCAACUGAAUCAGAAUCACGGGCUCUCCGUUUAUCUCGUGAACUAACAGCCCUUCAUGAUCAGGGAGAUGAAUUGGCACACUGUCGUAAUGAAUUGGCUUUGCGAGAGGAAGAAAUCAAGAAUUUGAAACUACGCGUUAUGGGCUUUCAAGACUUAAUGGCUCAUACACGAAAGUUGGAAAUGGAAAAAAUUGAUUUACAGCAAGAAUGUGAAGAUCUUCGUCUAAAAGUAGAUCAACAGCUUUCUCAAUUAAAAGAGUUCAAGGAAAGACGUAUUAAGUGUAGUGAAAUUGAAGAACUCAAGUCAAAAUUACGUGAUGUUGAGGCUCAAUUGUUACAACAGCUACGUGAACGUGAAUUGAUCGAAAAGGAUAUAAGACAACAACAUGAAAUGUCAACACAGCUUAAAUUGCAAUAUUCCAUAAAAAAGCUUCAACCCAAUAAUACAUCAUUAGAUAUUCAUCAAUCUAAGUGUAAUAUAGAAGAAAUUGAAUGUAGUGAACAAGGAAAUAAAGUUGUUGAUCCACAACCCAUUUUAAAUAAUUCAUGUCAAGAUUUAUCUAUUUUGAAAUCUGGUGAAAAUUUGGGAACAGUAUUAGAGGAUGAUUUGAAAUCUGCUCGUUUGUUUAUAUCGAAACUACAAUCACAAUUCGAUGAAGAACUUGGUUCAGCUAGACAACUGCUUGAGGAAAAAACUAAGCGUUUGUAUGAGCUUGAACAAAUGAUCAGUAAUAGGCUAUCAAUAACUGAGACUACUGAUGUCACUACUCAAACUGAAAUGUCUUGUACAACAAGAACGACAACAACUAGUCCUAAUGAAUUGUUAUCGCCGGAAUUAUUGCCCACCUUAACGGCUGAUGCGUAUAGUGCUGCGGCAGCAGCAGAUCGAAGAGGUCUUUCGAACGAAUUAGUUCGUUUACAUGAAGAAAUAGCUCAAUCAAAAAGUUAUGCUUGUGAAUUGGAACAACGGUUAACUGAAAUGGAAGGUGAAUUACACAGUACAAAAGAUAAAUUAAUCUAUCAAACUACUUUAAGUAACAGAAAUCAAGAAAAUUGGAUUAUGAUAGAACAAGAAUAUCGUGAAUUACAGCGUCAACAUAGAAUAUUACAAAAUAAUUUAUUAUUAAGUGAAGAAGAACGUUCUCGUGGUGGUGAAAUAAUGAUUGCAGAAAAUAAUGCUGAAUUUGAAGCAGCACGUAUGAAUUAUGAGAAAGAAAUUGGUUUAUUGAAUCAACAAUUAUUAGAGACAACAUUUGAAUGUCGUCGUCUAGAAGCAGAACGUGCUCGUGUAGCUGAACGUAAUUCUGAUUUACAACGUGAAUUGGAAACGACUAGAAUUUUGGUAGAUUCAUUAAAACAAAAUUCUGAAUGCAAACCAGUUGAAUAUUCAAAUCAUAUUAGAAAAAGUGCACCAAUUAUUUUAUCAAAUGUACAUUUACCCUCUUCAAUGCCCAAUGAUAAUAAUAACAACAAUAAUGGUAUUUGUAAUAGUAAUGGCUUGUAUUCAAAGGGAUAUAAAGUCAAUCAAAGAUGUCUUAGCGAUUCACUUGAAGAUUGGGAGGAUAGCGAUCAUGAUCACAUUGAUGUUAAUUUUUCACCAUCACAUCAAAUUCGAUCAUCAAUAUAUCCACAUGAAGUUAAGAGUAAAUUAAAUCAUCACUAUCAUCGUGAUUAUUCAUGCAUUGUAAAUAGUCGCUUAAACGAUGAAUCCCGUAAACCAGAAUAUAAUUAUUCUAAUAAUGAAGAGUCAAAAUAUUUAAAGAGUAAAAAACGUCAUUCAAAAUUACGUACAGAUUCAAAACAAUUAGAUCGAUUGGCUUCUAAAACACAAGAAUUGGAAGAGUUUGCCAUUCGAUUACGUGAACAAUUUAAUCAGAUCUUAUCAGAGGAAGAGCAGAAUUCUGAACAUCAAUCCUCCACACAAGUUAAUUCUUCAUCUGUAGGCGUAUAUCCCUAUUUGAUGGAUGUUCAUAACAAUCAACAUGCUAUGAAAAAUACUCCUUUAAUAAUACCAAAGAAUCAAUGUCAGUUAAAUGGUUUUAAUUACGAGCUUGUUGAUGAAGAUGGUGAUGAUGUUGAACAAAGGGAGCAAGAUACUGAUGCUGAUUCUUCAGCUUACACAGAUUUAAGUCAAGUUUCUCCGGUGUCUCAACCUGCUGAUUCAGGAUGCCAGAAUACUAAGCUAACAACAAAUAAUUUGCAAACUAACACAUCACAUAAUGGUCAAUCGAUGCUUCAACAUCAUUCACAAUCUGUUGGGUUUAUGCCAUCAAUCUCGAAGAAUUUAAGGAGUAGUUCCCCCUUGUCUUCUGCAUUUCAGUUCAAUGGUUCCGGUUCUAGACUUUCUGAUCCAAUACCAUCUUCUUGGAGUUUCGAUCCUAAUCGAUUAAAAGAAUUACAUCUACGUAAUCGAUUACAACCUUCACAUUUACGAUCAAGUUAUCCAGUUGAAACUCAGGUGAUCAAUUCAAAUGAUAUAGUUGGCACUUUGAGCCAAAUGACUACUGACAACGUUAAUCAAUCACCUAAUCGAAUCAGAGCAAAUGGUCGAAAAAUGCAUCAUAGUAAUUCUCACAAUAAAGAACCUCCUGUAAGCAAUAUUAGUAGCAAUCCCACUUCUAAAACUGUCCCCUCUUUAUUAUCAAAUGAUUACCAAAAGAAUUUGCAUAUCAAAUCUAGGCACGAUAAUAAUUUUGAACUAGAAUCAACGCCUUCACCAUUAGCUGCUGGUUAUCAACCCCUCCCCAAAGAUAUACAAUCGUUUAGUGAAGCACUUAUCUCUGCAUCUGUGGAUAUUAAAACUAUGGAUUAUGUAUUAACUACACAUCCUAAUCUUAUCAAGUCUGCCAAUACUAAUAACGACAAUAAUAAUAAUAAUAGUAACGGCUGUAAAUCAUCACAAUCCUUGUCUUCCAGUAUCCAGAAUGUAAAUAUCCCAACUUCGGAUAGAAAAUCUGGAUUCUGUAAUAGUAUCCCUGAUACAUUUGCAAAACAUAACAAAAAUCGUACAAAAUAUAACGUACAUGAACUAAAAAUCGACGGUGGUACUAGCGGUGGUUUAUCCUCUGAUAAUGAAAAUAUCAAUCCUCCUAUAUCAAAUAUUGCCUGUCGUAGAUUCACUGAUGCAGAUCUAUUUGUUAAACCAUUGGAUCCUGUUCAUGUUCAUCGUCAUAGAAGUAAAAAAGUCGAUACAUAUUCUACUCCACGUACUAAUGGUAUUUCAUCAACAAGUUCUGUACAAAGUGUUGAUGAUCUUAGUGGUGCCUCAAGUAUUCGAAGUAGUAAGAGUUCAAUCGCUUUUGAAAUUAAAAAUGAUCAAAAAGUGAAUGUACGACGUUUACCAGCUUCAACUUCACAAUCAUCCACUCAAUAUCAUCAUAAUAACAUUAGUGAUAAUGCCAAAUCACGAAAAUUAGGACAAUCAGCUAAGAAAUUAAAUCAUAUCAAUUGUAAAUCUGCAUUUUCUUCAUCUAAAUUCACUACGGCAACAGCAGCAGCAACAACAACAACAAUCAAUCAAUCAAUAAUACAUCAACUCCAUUAA
Schistosoma spindalis is the source of this 4551-nucleotide messenger RNA. NCBI's taxonomy places the organism in Eukaryota, Metazoa, Platyhelminthes, Trematoda, Strigeidida, Schistosomatidae. The record is from the annotation of a GenBank genome assembly.